Letharia lupina is the source of this 1446-nucleotide messenger RNA. RefSeq lists its product as uncharacterized. The record is from RefSeq and is a predicted model, not a curated record. The transcript has 3 exons. NCBI's taxonomy places the organism in Eukaryota, Fungi, Ascomycota, Lecanoromycetes, Lecanorales, Parmeliaceae. Bases 1 to 1446 code for a protein of 481 amino acids.
AUGAUAUUGCGUCCGCGAAAGGCCAUGACCAGCGGCGGUCCACCCCGCCAAGAUGACAGUAUACCACCCAACAGCGAGACCCUCAAGUACAAGCCCGAGGAGGAUGAUGAAGAUGUGGUGGAUGACGUACAAGACUCUGAUGAAGACAUGGAAGACUAUGACGAGGAGAGCGAGAAGGAUGAGGGAUCUUUGUAUGCACCGACUGAGGCCACAAGUGAGCUUGGUAGGGAAGAACCCGAGGAAAAUAAGGGCUUGAUGGAGAUGCCACCCAUAGAUCCCUGCAAGUUUCUAGUGCUACUGCCGAGAGAGCUCCGAGAUAAGAUUUACGGAUUUGUUCUGAAACUGGACACCCCCAUUUCAGACCACAAACUCAAGUUCAAAUGCAUGUCCUGUCCCAGCUUGACGAGAACGGCGAAUGAACCCACCUGGCAGUCGCAGAUUUAUAAAGCUCGUAACCUUCUCAGGACAUGCCACCAGAUCCGUGACGAAGGAAAACAGGUUUUCUACGAGGUCAACUCUUGGAGCUUGCACCGGGCAAGGUUGAGAGAGACUCCACCAGCCCACUCGUCUGCCACGGUCCAGGACACGCAAAGGCUAUUUGACCGAAUACGUCAAACCAAGGCAAUGAAGCACUUCAAGCACGUCAACAUGCGAAUUUCUCUAUCUCCUCUGGCUUACUGCGACUUCACUGUUCCCGAUAGUGUCGCGUUGGACGACGCAGUUGCCAUCCAUCUCUUCGAGCUUUCCCAGCAUCCUAGCGUCAUUGCUUUUCAUAAGCUGGACGAAACGGCACAAUGCGAGCUGUUCAGGGCAGCAUUCAAUGGUCUUGUGGCGAACCGGGCUUGUGUUUUUCCAGAUUUGAGAUCAAUAGCAUUGGAAGUGAGCUUGCAUGCAAAGAAACUGAUUCCAGACACACCCAACAACCCGUUGGAUCGUUGCGGCAUCACCUUCUAUGUCAGGAUCAAGCUUGGGUGCGAGAGCCGCGCAACACCUACGUACCAGCGCAAUGCGUCACUGCCGAGUUUGACAACAGGCAGCGUCACACACGACCCUUGUUUGCCACAGCGUGCCAAGUACGAAGCGCACAACCAGAGCCCGCAUCCUCGCAUCAUGAACAAUCCCUGGAGAGCGCUUCUCUUGGACCCCAGAAGACAUAUGCUCAGUCCACUCAAACAGCUCCUUGACGUCCAAAGCGUCGAAGUGGAGCGACGUUGGAUUGUUCGUUACCGCCAACAACGUAUUGAGGAUGGAAAUAUCGUUCUAUGCGCUCAGCCGCUGCGGCAAUUGUGGCGCUUCCGCACUGUGGGUGAAAUGCUGGAGAAAGCAGGCCCUGGCUUUGGUGAAUUUCUGGACCCGGCUUUGGAAUAUCUGAACACAUCCGGCAAGGACGUCGUUGAAAUCAUUGAAAACACAGCUGAAGACAUCGAAUACCACCUCAUUCUAUAG